Molecule: messenger RNA, 744 nt
Organism: Nicotiana attenuata
Lineage: Eukaryota; Viridiplantae; Streptophyta; Magnoliopsida; Solanales; Solanaceae
Product: F-box/kelch-repeat protein At3g23880-like
Exons: 2
Coding region: 1-744 (247 amino acids)
Source: RefSeq, a predicted model, not a curated record
AUGUAUCUUGUAGUAAUUAUCCCUGGUGUUCCCUGGCUUUUUGCAGUAGUCACAGAACAAUCGAGACUUGGCAGGAAGUUUAAGAAACUGCCUGAUUGUGGUGUUGCUGGUUACUAUUUCAUGUUUGGUUUUGGAUAUGAUGUGCUUCAUGAUGAUUAUAAGGUAGUGGGUAUUUACCGCAAUUUGAGUUAUAAAGGUUUGCAUAAUGUUGAGAUCAAAUUAUAUAGUCUAGAUAGUGAUUCUUGGAGAAGUAUAGAUGAUUUUCAGACCGGGAUGCUCUUCAUUAAGUCGGGUAUAUUUGUGAAUGGGAAGCUUCAUUGGGCUAAUACUACCUCUCGCAAUCCUUCUUAUAAGGGUUGGGACAUAAUUUCUAUUAAUGUAGCUGAUGGAAAAUGGGUGAAGGUGGAGAAACCUUGCUAUGGAAAAAGAGAUUUUGAUUUUAGUCCGUGCCUAGGAGUCUUGGGAAGUGAUCUUUCUGUGUUUUGUAAUAUUCGGAAGACUCAUACAAAUGUAUGGGUUAUGAAGGACUACAAGGUUAAAGAAUCUCGGACAAAGAUGUUUACCAUCAAGUGUCAUUUUGAUUCUGAGGAUUAUCUCUUUCAUCCACCCUUUUAUAUUUCAAAUGAAGGCGGAAUUUUGUUUGAGAUUGGAUCAAUUUUCAUGAUUUACAAUCCAAUGGAUGACUCAAUCAGAUAUCCAGGGGUUACCAACUAUUAUGCUUUUUUUGGCAAAGAUCUACAUUGA